Molecule: messenger RNA, 541 nt
Organism: Suillus paluster
Lineage: Eukaryota; Fungi; Basidiomycota; Agaricomycetes; Boletales; Suillaceae
Exons: 2
Coding region: 185-457 (90 amino acids)
Source: RefSeq, a predicted model, not a curated record
ACGCUGGAUCUGGGGUACUUUGUGUGUCCAGUAUCCCACUUACUACUAGUUUCUAGAAAUUCAGCGCUAUUCAGUUUUGUAUGGGCGACCAGAUCGCAUGCAAUGCCAGGUAUGACAUUAAACAACAGCGAGAAAUUGAGAAAGCAAUCGAGGCGCCACACCAGCUCUCUUCCUUCACUUCCUCAUGGCAACCCCAGUUAUUGUUGGUGUAAGGGCUAUCACAGCUACCCUCGUGCGUAGUGGGAUUAUUGGCAAACGGGCAGUAGAUCAAUGGGUGAAGGGUGGUUUUAAAGCGAAGAUAGAUCGCAAGGAGGCUAUUGCAAUCCUUGGGCUCAAGUUCGCAGUUUCAGCACAUUCUAUAGUGUUGUUGGCAAUACUACGCCAUUGCGCCGCGCCAGUUUUGGCACUCUGGCAAUUGCCGGCAAACUCGGAGCUAUAUGUUUUUACCGUGUGUUGAACUGUAUCAUUUGUACCGUCCUGUCGUGCAUACCCCCUGCACUUGGGACAUCUUAAAAUGCUUGACGAAAAGCAUCCUGGUGGC